AUCACAGUCGUUCCAUUCUCGAUUCAGUUUUCGUUCAAAGUCGAAAUCAGUUGGGUCUGAUGCGUAGACGCGGCGUAUACGUGAUGCUGACGCUGUGCGGUGUGCUGACCGCUGCUCUAACCACAUUUCUUGUGAUUUCCCUCACCGGCGGCCAGGGUGCAGAUGCAUCCGAUGCACAAACGGUGACAGUGCAACUAUCCAAUGGCCAGGGGGAAGUUCUUGGGAACUAUGGAUCCACAGCUUGGACGGACCAAACUUUUAUGCAGUUUCGUGGCAUUCCCUUUGCCGAGCCACCAACGGAGGAGAUGCGCUUUCAGCCACCUGUGGCGCGAAUACCAUGGACUGGCACCCUCAACGCACUGAACUUUGGACAACGCUGCCCAGUGAUAACAAAUCUGGAUGUACUGUUGUCUGAUGCUGAACUCGAAGAUUGCCUCAAUCUGUCGGUAUACACUAAGAACCUUUCUGCCAGCCAGCCGGUAAUGGUCUACAUAUAUGGCGGAGGCUUCUACAAUGGCUCCGCAGAGGAUCACCCCCCGAACUAUAUCCUUGAGAAGGACGUGGUCCUAGUUGUGCCUCAGUACCGGGUGGGAGCCCUCGGAUGGUUGUCGACAUACACGGAGGAGCUUCCCGGAAAUGCCCCCAUUGCGGAUAUCCUAAUGGCACUCGAAUGGGUGCAACUACAUAUUAAUCGCUUCGGUGGUGACCCCCAGACGGUGACUAUUUUUGGUCAGAGUGCCGGAGCUGGAGUGGCCAGUUCUUUGCUACUGAGUCCCAGAACUGGCGACCAUCUGUUCAAGCGAGCCAUUGUGCAGUCAGGUUCGAUACUCGCAAGCUGGGCUAUUAACAAGGACCCAAGGGGGCAGUCGCGGCGAAUUUGCGACCGGCUGGGGUGUUCCAGCUGCGAGCAGCAGGAGCAGCUCGUUAAGUGCUUACAAAAAGCAAAGGUUCAAGAUAUUUUGAUAGCCACGACAUCGGAAUCUUUUUCGCCUAUUGUAGGAGAUUUACAGGGCAUCCUGCCUCAACAACCAAGCGAGUUGCUAAAAAACUAUCGCAGACAGAUUCCGCUGCUGACAGGAUUUACUCAACACGAUGGUUCCUUCGUCCUAGCGAGCUAUUAUGACGCUCUGGCCGCUAAGGUAUCAAAUGUAAGUUUGUUGAGCGUGCGUCAGUUUUCCCAGGGAAUCAAUGACAUGGUUAAUGAUACAUCGGGAUUAACAGACAACAUUUUGAAUCGGAUGCUCUUCAAGCCUUACAUGCUCAACAGCAAUGAUCACAAUUCUGCGGUUCCCUCAUACUUCGAUCUGACUUCGUCAAUAUUUAUGAAAUCUCCAGUAAUUACCCUAGCCACCAGGAUAUACACCCUACAGCCCUCCACUCCAGUCUAUGUCUAUAGUUUCGACUACGAGGGCCAAUACACUCGAUUUGGCUAUGAAUUCGGGAACUCACACUAUCCAUUCAAUGGAGGAGUUCAUCACUCAAACGACAACAUCUACCUUUUCUCCACCCACCCCCUGGAGGGACAAGACAUUCAGAUGUCACAAAAAAUGGUGGAAACGUGGACGUCGUUUGCCAUCGAUGGUACUCCCAACGAUCUCAGUCCGCUGACCAGUGCAAGUGGGCCGUAUAAUCAACUCAAUUUGGAGAUAACUAAAGGUGAGGAUUUAUUGGAAACUCUGACGGCAGCAAUUGAUGAUCCUGACAAUGGGCGACUUCAGCGAGAAGAUAUGGAGUUUUAAUAGUGUGGCACUCGAUAAUGUAAAUAAUGUAACUAUUUUUUAUUUAAUAAUUAACGAGUACGGGAAAACUUGAAA
Messenger RNA from Drosophila takahashii, 1814 nucleotides. It is a transcript of the gene Est-Q, whose product is annotated as Esterase Q. NCBI's taxonomy places the organism in Eukaryota, Metazoa, Arthropoda, Insecta, Diptera, Drosophilidae. Gene Ontology annotation, molecular function: serine hydrolase activity. The record is from RefSeq and is a predicted model, not a curated record.